GAACAUGCGGUUUGUUUCGUUCACUUUGUUUAUAUUUGAAUGAUUUGAACUUAGUAAAUUGUUUAAUUAUGGGGAUUAAUCUUGUAUUAAUUGAAUACGUUAAAAGUCCCUCAAGAAUUUCUCAGAUACCACUUUGAAUUCAAAAUAUGUGACUCAGUCCAUUGUAAAGUAGCACCGAUAAUGUGGAAUUAGAUUUUCAGAUUUCAUAUUCAUGUUUUUGUAUUGAUAUAGAAGGAAAAGUUUCUUCUCUUGCACUAAAUAUGACUGAUCUCAUUCAGAAUGUUCAAGAUGUCUAUAAGAAGUGGGAAUCGAGAGGGGCUUCAAACUUUAACUCUAGGGGCAGUAGAGCACAAAGAUCAGCUGAGCGCUGCAGGAGUGGAAUACUAUAUUCAGACUCAUCUUAUAACCGGCCAAGGGAUGGAAGAUUCAGACAACGUACUAGAGCACCAUUCCUGAAACUUCCUAAGUAUGCUGGUCUUGCUCAGUUUAAGAUGGCUCCCUGUGUUGCAGCUGAGAACAAACAGCGGCCUUUCAUGGGAACUUGCUGUUCAAAGUGUCUUCCAUUGAGCAGGGCUUCUGUAACAGAUGCAAGAGUUUUUUCUCUCAGUGUGUGCAACAUUCUCCACAUUCCUCAUUUCCAAAGCUUAGAUUUCAGCGUUGUGCUAAAUAUAUUGAAGAGAAAUAAAAAGUCUUCUUAUCCUGAUAUUAGUGCAAAUGUUUUGAAGUGUGAAAGUGUUCUUACUGCAAUUGAAGAUUCUGUUGAACUUACCUCUGGUGAAUAUGAAGAAAAAAGUUGGAUGGCGAAAAUUAAAUGUGAACAUUAUAACAGAGUCAAGAUCUUUUUAGAUUCUAUAAAAUCUUCCAUUUCCUCAAUUGGUCUGUAGUGAGUAUUUCAUUUAAAAUAGAAGCAUUAUU
Messenger RNA from Parasteatoda tepidariorum (common house spider), 915 nucleotides. NCBI's taxonomy places the organism in Eukaryota, Metazoa, Arthropoda, Arachnida, Araneae, Theridiidae. The record is from RefSeq and is a predicted model, not a curated record.